Pollicipes pollicipes is the source of this 1175-nucleotide messenger RNA. RefSeq names its product surfeit locus protein 1 (gene Surf1). Gene Ontology annotation, cellular component: mitochondrion; membrane. The transcript is spliced from 6 exons. The coding region runs from base 111 to 992 and encodes 293 amino acids. NCBI's taxonomy places the organism in Eukaryota, Metazoa, Arthropoda, Thecostraca, Pollicipedomorpha, Pollicipedidae. Gene Ontology annotation, biological process: mitochondrial respiratory chain complex IV assembly. The record is from RefSeq and is a predicted model, not a curated record.
CCUUGGUGGAUGCCGUGAGGUGUGCGGGCUUGGGGCAUUACGCGUUGCUUGGUAUUCUGUGUGAGUGCAUGCCAUUUGAAGCAAGAAGCCUUCCAGAUUUGUAAGGCAGUAUGUGGAUUAGAAGACCACAGCUUCAGAGGCUUUUGAAUCUACAGAAGGUGUUGAGGAACUUCUUUUCAAGUGAUGGUAGAAUACAAAAACCAAAACUCAGCUACCCAGGUGGAUCAGACAAAAUUGGGGCAUAUGGAUACUUCCUUCUGACUAUUCCAGCAGUGACCUUUGGUCUGGGUACAUGGCAGAUACAUAGGUGGCAAUGGAAGCUAGAUCUUAUCAAAAGUUUGCUGGAGAAGACUAAGGCUGACCCAGUGGAGCUUCCCCAUGACCUGUCGGAGCUGACGUCGCUGGAGUACAAGCCAGUGCGCGUGCGGGGUAGCUACGACCACAGCCGGGAGCUGUACAUCGGGCCGCGCUCGCAGAUCGUCCAGGGCGGCGACGAGGAGCUGGGCCGCAGCGGUCUGCUCUCCACCGGCCGCACCGGCGUCCAGGUGGUCACGCCCUUCCAGCUCGCCGACUCAGACAUGGAGAUUCUGGUGAAUCGCGGCUGGGUGCCCAUGGCGAAAAUGGAUCCCUCAACGCGGGCUAAAGGUCAGAUCGAGGGUGAGCAUGAGAUCGUCGGCGUGGUCCGCAUCACGGAGAAGCGCACCCAGUUCAUGCCGGCAAACACCACCAGCAAGAAGAACCUUUACCUGUACAGGGACGUGAAACUGCUGUCGGGCGUCGCCGGCACGGCACCUGUCUUCCUGGACCUGACGGUCGAGUGUGCGCCGCCCGGCGCGCCGGCCGCCGGGCAGACGCGCGUCACACUGCGCAACGAGCACCUCUCGUACAUCGCCACUUGGUACUGCCUGAGCGCCUUCACCAGCGUCAUGUGGUACCGCCGCUUCGUGGUGCUGCCGCGGAUACGCGCCGAGGCGCUCGGCCGGCUUCGAUAGAUGACGCCGCCGUCGUCCGAGAGAAGAAGAGGGCCGCGCUGUGAGUUGUGCCGACCGCGGCCUGUGUGUGUCUGGGUGCCGACCGCGGCCUGUGUGUGUGUCUGGGUGGACGUGUUGAUCUGUGUUGGAGAAGGUGCUGCCGGGAGUAAUAUACGCACUGCUCUGAAGCAGGGAAUCUGACUG